CAACUCUUUGUUUUGGGCCGGCUGUGUUGAUGUACGAAAAUCUUAUACUAUAAACAGAACUACUAUCUCUGCUUUUGUAUGAAGUAAAGACGAAUGUAAUUCUGCAUUCAGAAAGAAUAAAAUGUUUGAUUCUCGAACUAAGCACCGUCCACCUUCUCCCCAGAAAAUUCUUUGGUUUGAAUUUUUAUUGAACCCAUUGCUUUUAGAAAAACAUUUAACUGAAGGGGGUACAGAUCCUAGUCCAACUGAUUUAAUUAUCAAAUUUUUGGCUAAUUCUAUCAGUCAGCCUGUGGAUUCAGCUGGAAAUGCAAAUAACAAUCAACACAAUAAUUCAGUUUUAUCUUCUGGUGGUAUAUUAGGUAACGGUGUAGAUGAAGUUAGCUCUGAUUUUGAAUUCUCUAAAAGUGCUAAAGAAGAAAAAGAGAGCAAAAAGAAGCUAGCUCUUAAGUUGCUAGCUCUAAAGGUUGCUGCAUAUUUGAAAUGGGAUUUAAAUUUACUGGAAAAAAAGUUACCAUUGACGAUGCAGCAAGCGCUUCUUACUGAACUACUGAAAAUUUGUAGUAACAAUCCUAAUAUUAAUGAAAUAAGAUAUGACGAUAUAACAACUGAUGCACAGUUUGCACAUAUUUUAUAUAAUAUCUGGAUCCUAAGAGCUGUUGUUGAAGGUAGUUUUCCUACCAAAAGUCAGAAAGGCCUCAAUGUUCAACUUCCAGGUCAAGUUGAUCCAGCUAUUGUAUCUCCAGCACUAACUGAAUCAAUAAUGCGGAAGUUGAAUGAUGAGACUGAAAAAUCAUGUGCAGUGUUAGAAGAAAUUUUGAAGCGUGAAUUACACGUUCGAAUGCCUUUAAUGAACUGUUUUGGUUCAUUAACUGAGGAAUGCCCUAACCCCAAUCAUAAAUGGGAUUUAGGUUUAGAACUAAAGUCUGAUGAUGUUAUUUGUCAGGUAUCAUAUGAUUUAGGACGCUUUUAUUUUUUUCAAGAAAAAUAUAGAAAAGCAAGUGAACAUUUCAUUCGAGCAUCAGACUUGUACUCAAAACUAAAGACACCAGUUUUUUGUCAGCUGAAUGUUUCUAAGCUUAAAGGUUUCUAUGAUGCCUGUGCUCAUAUUCUUGGCUACCAAACUUCAGAUUCAUCAACUCCAUUAAAGGAAACUCUACAGACAUCUGUGAAAGAAGGACAUACUAGGACCAUAGAAAUUUUUAAAACUGACAAUUUAAAACGAGAAUUGCCAUUAUCUCUUAGAGAUGCUGUAGAACUGAGUGUUCUACAAGAACAUGAAGGGAAAACAGAUUUGCUACUGUACAUUGUAUUUUCCAAUGCCAUUAGACGUACAUUAAGUGGAGAAGUUAUUAUUAGCAAUUGGAAUACAUUAUUCAAAUCACACGAAGAAAAAUCAUCAUUAAUAUUGUGUGAGUUGCUGAAAGAUGUUAUCCCAAGUUCUACGCCUGAUAUGAAACUUUACUUGAAGAACUUUGCUAGGUCAUUGUGUUUGUCUUCAAUACCUGCAAAACAGUUAAUGAAGAAAUAUGACAAAUACUUAGCAAUGUUGUUUACAAGCGAAGAACUGGAAACAUUGUUUGCUUAUGGUCCUACUGCAAAGCCAAGUACCGUUUACAAAUUUGAUAAAAGUUUUACAGAUGACUUUAGUGUUCAGAUUGCUGCUUUUGAAAGACACUUAUUAACUUGCACUGAAGCAGUGAAUAUAAAACAACUUGUGAAUCAGCUAAGGGCAAAAUAUAAUCAUCAGCAUUUGUGGACGCUUAAUAAAAAGUGGGAAUCACCUCGUCCUGUUAGUAUUUUCUUGAAAAAUGUUCCACCUAAUAUUGACCAGGAAAUGAUACACAUCUUAUUGCCAAAAGCUGCGGAACUCCGAGCAAUCAAGAAAUAUGGCGAAGCGCGUCUACUGUAUCAAAUGAUCCACAGUGAAGUCCGUAAUGCAUCCCCUAGAUUAAGUCGUUUUUUGAAUUGGGAACUUUUACGUUUGGAUUUGCUUGAGGUUCUUGACACUCCAGUGCACAUUUGCCAGUCCUCAUCUUACAGAACUGAAAUAGUUCAACGAAUAUUAUCUUUGUUAGUUUCAUAUAAAAAAGAAAGAGAAGUACCUCCAGAUCCGAAUUUAAUGGAACUUUGUUCUGCAGUUCUACUAAAUUUUAGAGAGUGGGAUAAGUUAAUUGAAGUUGAUCCUAAAAUUGAUGCAUAUAUUCAGUUUGCAAAAAUUGUUGCUGCAGUCUGUAAAGAUGUCCUUAGUAAAAGUGCAAGGAAUGCUUCUAAAGAGCUUUGGGAUAUAAUUUUGCCAAUAUUUAACAAUCCAGUUUCAAAUCAACAUAAGCGUUCAGCUUCUGGCAUAGCAAAAGAAAAUCCCAGGGAAGUUACUCAAGCAGUUAUGACAAGGGUUCAACUGCAGCAGUUCAUUAAAAAACUGAAGGAUACAUUAGUGUUGGGGAUAAUUAUCUCAUGUCUGGCUAAAUUUUAUAACAUCUUAAAAGAUGAUUCUGUAGGAGAAAUAUUUUUAGAACAUCAGGGACUUUGGCCCACUAUAAUAACAAAUUCUAAUGUUUUCAACAUGACAGCUGUGGGAGAAAUAUUUCAAAGUACAUUACAUCAUGCUUUAAAUAUACAUCCUACCCAUACUGCUUGGCUUCGCACCAAAGGGGAUGUUAUGUAUGUUCAAGGCCAUUACUCAUGUGCUUUAAAGUAUUAUAUAUCUGCAGCUAUGGUCAGUAGUGAUUUUUUCAGUUUACCAUUGCCAAAAGCAAUAUUUGAUGACUUACAGUACAAGCACAUGAUCCAUUGUUGCACAAAACUGCAAAAUCAUACACAGGCUUCUAUACUUCACCAGUUCCUUGAAGAGCCUAAUUAUUCUAUGGCAUUUAAAGCAUUAGGGGAGAGAGUCUGCAAUGACAGCUGUGAUACAUACUAUCCUUGUAUAUGGGAUAUAACACUUCUUGAAUUUCUUGUUCAUCAUCAUACAAAGAGAGGAGAAACAGACUGCCGUCAGUAUGUUAUUCGUUUGAUUGGCCAGUUAGAGCUUAAUUCAAAUAAUAACGAGGAAAUACAAAGAGAAGCAGCAAGUCUAAGGAAGGGUUGGUUUUUGAGAGCAAUGGCCAAACAGUAUUUAUAGAAGAGAAUGAAGAAUCAUUUCUGUAAAUAUCAUUGUAAUAUGCCAUUUUAUAUCAUGGAAUUAAAUAUAUUUUAUGCUUUUCCA
Messenger RNA from Stegodyphus dumicola, 3205 nucleotides. It is a transcript of the gene IntS8, whose product is annotated as integrator complex subunit 8. Gene Ontology annotation, molecular function: protein binding. NCBI's taxonomy places the organism in Eukaryota, Metazoa, Arthropoda, Arachnida, Araneae, Eresidae. Gene Ontology annotation, cellular component: integrator complex. Gene Ontology annotation, biological process: snRNA 3'-end processing. The record is from RefSeq and is a predicted model, not a curated record.